Molecule: messenger RNA, 4270 nt
Organism: Frieseomelitta varia
Lineage: Eukaryota; Metazoa; Arthropoda; Insecta; Hymenoptera; Apidae
Gene: RSG7
Product: regulator of G-protein signaling 7
Exons: 13
Coding region: 765-2315 (516 amino acids)
Biological process (GO): intracellular signal transduction; G protein-coupled receptor signaling pathway; regulation of G protein-coupled receptor signaling pathway
Source: RefSeq, a predicted model, not a curated record
UAUUAUUUUGUAAUGUGUUUAUUACUCUACGAAACCAACAAGUGAUUUUCAUUGAUUCAUCACACGAGCGAUAUAAAUAUCCCCGUUAUCACGCAAGAAUACAGUUGACCAACGUUAUUAAUUUAAUUAAUUUAAAACAUUUAAAAUUGAUUUUUUUUAAUUUCCACAGAUUAUUUUCGCUUCGUACCACAUAGUUACAUAUAUAUACAUAUAUACUUUCUGAACUAAACCAUCAUCGUAGCAACACAAAAUUGCACGCGCAGUCGUGAUUCGAAUGCAUGAGGGAACAGCACCUGCGUAUAUAGCGAAAAUACGAAUCACUUUAUUUGUUUCACGCAUCGGGAACGUAUUUAUCAAUUGUUGAGCGAUUCUCUCAUAAGUUAUUAUUGUCGUCGAUGCGUAUAACGCACACUUUAUGUAAAACGAAACGAGUUCUGUUUAGAUUUGACUCGGCGAUCAUGGAACGUGUUUUAUGGUUCUGUGAUUUUGUAAUAUUGAUCGUGCAAUGAGAGAAAUUUGCGCUUCAAAUAUAGUUUGACUCGAGAAAACAAGCUUUUGGACUGAUCGUGAGAUAUCGUCGCUACGUGUCCUCUUGCAUGAAAAAUUAUUUUUGCUUGAUCCUAGUGAAAUGUGCAAUUGGAAUGACUUUGGGAUAAUGCACAGUCAAUUAAUCGGAUACUGGCUUAAGUCUUGAUAAAUAUAAUGUAAACAAGAUACUUUUCUUUCAUUUGUAUCAUGGAGAACAAAUUUUAUUGAGCUUGGAUAUGGUAACUAUGAAUUCUGAACAAUCGGCAUGUCGCCGAAAACCAGGUGAAAACAGUGAUAUUGUAGGAUCACCUGAUCAAUAUAAUAGAGAUAAUCAAAUAAAUCAAUGUAACAAUCAAAAUGGUCAAGAAGUUGACAAAUCUCCAAGUAGUCCCACGUAUCACAUCACUGCCUCAUGUGCCGAAGAUACACCUAAUUAUCUUGUGUAUCAGAAAAUGGAAGCUAUUGUAGAAAAAAUGUCAGAUGAAGUUACAGGUGUUCCAGUGAAAACGGUAAAGAAUUUUAUGACAAAAACACCUUCUGUUUUUACUGGUACCGAUUUAAUAUCAUGGAUGAUGAAGACCAUGGCUAUAGAUGAUCAAGAGGCACUUCAUGUGGCACAUCUUAUGGCGUCUCAUGGAUACUUCUUCCCUAUUGAUGACCACUGCCUUACUGUAAAAAAUGAUAAUACUUUCUACAGGUUUCAAACACCAUACUUUUGGCCAUCAAAUUGUUGGGAACCAGAAAAUACUGAUUACGCUGUUUAUUUAUGCAAAAGAACGAUGCAAAACAAAACACGUUUAGAAUUAGCAGAUUACGAAGCCGAAAAUUUAGCCAAGUUGCAAAAAAUGUUCUCGAGAAAGUGGGAGUUUAUUUUUAUGCAAGCAGAAGCACAAAGCAAAGUCGAUAAAAAGCGAGAUAAAUUAGAAAGAAAAGUAUUGGAUAGUCAAGAAAGAGCCUUCUGGGAUGUAUAUAGACCAAUGCCUGGGUGUGUUAAUACGACUGAAAUGGAUAUUAAAAAAGCAUGUCGUACUUACAAACCAAUUUCAAAGUUAAGUAAACAAUUAGAUAUAACCAGUACCGACAUUCCUUCACAUUCCGAGUCAUUCUUAAUGUCUUCGGUAGAAUCGUUAAACAAAGAGAUUGAAAUAUUGAAAGCUAGAUUAGAUAGAUCGAAUAUAAAAGUUUCAAAAGUUUCGGAGGCUCUGAUCGCGUAUUUUGAGCAGUAUAUAGAGUAUGAUCCUUUUUUCGUACAACCUGAACUUACAAACCCGUGGAUAUCAGACAAUUCUGAAAUGUGGGAGCAAGAAAAAUUAGCCAAAGAAAUAUCAACGAGGAGAGUAAAAAGGUGGGGUUUCAGCCUUCAAGAAUUGCUACAAGAUCCUGUUGGUAGAGAACAAUUUAUACGCUUUUUGGAUAAAGAGUUCAGCGGUGAAAACCUGAAAUUUUGGGAAGCUGUGCAAGAAUUAAAAGCAUUACCUCAAAAAGAAGUUCAGAGUAAAGUGAACGAGAUUUGGAAUGAAUAUUUGGGUCCAGAUGCUAGUUGUCCAAUUAACGUCGAUUGUCAAUCAUACGAGUUAACGAAGAAACAUUUACAAAAGCCUGAUCGAUGGUGUUUCGACAUAACAGCGGCACACGUAUAUCAUCUGAUGAAAAGCGAUAGUUACUCAAGAUAUCUUCGCUCGGAAAUGUAUAAGGAUUUCCUCAAUGGUUCGAAGAAAAAGACUUCGGUAAAAGGUAUUCGUUCUAUUGUGUCAUUCAGCGGACGCAGAGACACGGCUACAUCGUAAUCACCAGCUUAAAAAAGCUUUUCAUGAAUGAUUCUGGGAAUCUUUCCAAGUCUCGUGUUACAUUAUACGUGUUCAGAACAACUCGAAGAGGAAAGAAUACAAUUCAUUUUAUUAUCAUCACGUUGAAAAGAGUAAGUAUUGUAAAACAUUUUAAAUUCGCAUCUAGCGCGAUCCCUAAUUUGCCUCCAUGCAAUUUCUUUUAAUAAUAAUUGAGUCUCUUAGAAGCCAAAGUGAUCAAUUUUGCUUUUUUGUCAAUUUCUUGAUUUAAUAGUUAUGGACUUACUUGCGUAAGUUUACUUAUUGGAAGAAUGUGGCGAAUAAUAAUGAACUAUAGAGUAUAUUUAAAGAACAACGUUUGUAAUGUCAUCUUUUUUUUCGUAUUGUUUUUUUCACUUGUAAAGUUGAUCAAUGUAGCUUUUGAAUGAUUCAAUUAAUAAAUAUCAUUCCAAGCUCUGAAAAUAGGUUUUGUAAAUAAUUUACUCCAAUAGACUUUCCAUUAAUACAGGGAAAAUAAUAGAACUGUAUAGAAUAAUUCUAUAAUUAUUAUUAGAUUGCAUGUCGAUAAUGUCCAAUUGUUUACACAAUUAUUGUAAUAUAUUUUUCCCAAGUAUAAGUAGUCUAAAAUUAAAAUAAACAGUACAAUCGUGAAGUAACAAUUUCUACAUGAAAUUCUAAAAGAACUGUCAAGAAACUUCUCAUUAAAUAUGAAAUUUUGAUAAGUUAAUAUUCGUUAAUCACAAGAUCUAUUCCAUGGAAAUUAAUUCUAUUCGUGUACGCAUGUUUUUAAAAACAAACAAAAAAAAAAAAAAUGGGAAGAGAACUUAUUAUUAGUCGUUACAAGUCACAAACUGAGAUGCAUAAUCAACAUGAUUGAUAAUAUAUUAGUAUAAUUAUUAUGUAAUAAAAUUCUACUAAAACACAUGUUACAAUAUAUUCUUUUAUAUCUUACAAAGAUGAAAUGUUCGUCAAUACAAGUGAAGAAUGUUAAAGAUAUAAUUCCUACAUUUCUGAAUAACAUAUAACUCUUGUAUGCCUUCAACGAUGCUUAUAACUCUACAGUAUUUGUUUAAGAUUAAUAAAGAAAGAAACAAUAGAAUACCACACACCUAUUUUCGUAUCGAUUAUAUUUUUCAUGAAUAGAAUAAAUACGUCUGUAGUUGAAAAGAUAUAUAAGAGAAGUUACCGAGCAUUUGCAAUCUUGUAAUAUUUACUAAAAUGUACUGUAAGCUAGUUAUAUAUCACAGUAACAGAAUGUAAUUGUAAAUAUAACAUAGUAUAAAAAAAAAGAACAGUGACGUAUUGUCUUUUAUCUAGUGGUACUCUAUCAACCCAAAUCUUUAAUUAGGAUAUGUCUGUCUUCAACUUUUUGCAUCUUCAAAAGUUGUUCUUUAGUUCUUUUCAUUUGUUGUAUAAUUUAAAUUUAAUGCACAUGCACGCAUGCAAUUUCUAUUGUUCUUAAUAAUAAAAUUGAUUAAAAGAUGAAUUUCAUAAUAUAAAUGUACGUCACUCGUUUAUGCAGUUGUGCAAUUUGUAGCACAAUGUAAAUUCAAAUUAAAUAGAUAGUACAUCCUAGAGAAUAUUAUAUUCACUAACAUCGCACACUCAUUUUUCAAAAAAUAUUACUUCUUAUCUUAUUAUACAAUCUUAUGACAUAAGAAAGAUUACAUAGCAAAUCCUUCCUAUAUAAUUUCAUUUAUUUAUUUAAAAUGAUUAACGAUUACAAUAUUAAAUAAAUACUGUAAUGUUACAUGUUACAACGUUAACACACAAAAUAACUUUUAUAACAUUUAACGAAUGCUUAUUUUUAUAAUUUCAUUAUUAAAAUUAUAUUAUAGAGUAAUGUUGAUAUUGGUGUUCUGUUAUUAACAUUUUCAGAGUGUAUUUUUGGUAAAAUACAGUUUAUUUUGGACAAAAAAAAGUUGUAAAUUACAAAUGGAAGUGUAGAGUAUUAUAUA